Molecule: messenger RNA, 570 nt
Organism: Trichomycterus rosablanca
Lineage: Eukaryota; Metazoa; Chordata; Actinopteri; Siluriformes; Trichomycteridae
Gene: smim8
Product: small integral membrane protein 8
Exons: 3
Coding region: 93-350 (85 amino acids)
Source: RefSeq, a predicted model, not a curated record
UCAGACCUUAACAAGAUGGCGGCGAGCAGAAGGCUAGUCAUAACAGUUAGUUGAUCGGUUUGUACUUCUUACAGACUUUGUGAGGAUCCAUCAUGUCCUCUAAAGAGCAGGACAGUAAAGGACCCGGAUUGAGAGGAGUGAGAACUACGUCACUGUUCCGUGUUUUUAAUCCUGAACUCUUUAUUAAACCUAACAAGCCGGUGAUGGCUUUUGGUUUGGUCACCAUUACUCUGUGUGUUGGAUACCUGGGGUACCUGCAUGCGGUGAAGGAGAACAACGAGCAGCUGUAUGAAGCUAUCGACAGUGAGGGGGAGAGAUACAUGCGCAGAAAAUCCUCCAAAUGGGACUGAAAGGAUUCAUGGACAUGUUUCGUGUUGAUUUAUUACAAUAAAUGUGCAAUGUGAAGAGAUGUUAUCAUUUCUAAUAAGGAUUUUGUACCAGCACAACGUCUGAUUCACCUUAUUAUCAGAUACGAAUCCAGUCCUGCUGUGUUAGUGAAUAUUUUCACAAACUCUACAUAUAAACAACACAGUAAUAAUAACAAUAAUAAACACAGUCUAUCACUCAUAA